AGUGAGUUCUUCCAGGGAUUGUGAGGGGUCCUUCGACUAACUCCGAGGAAGUGUCUACUUCCGGCUGAGAAGCUCCCCUCCGUUGGGUCUUGUCCUGAGUUGUGGCAGAAAAAUAACCACACAAAAAAAGGCGCUAUAAUCCCACCGCCACUAAAACCCACAGCCGAGAAGUAGAUUUGAUGUGACGCGUUCAUGCUAAACGACCGAGCGAUGUCCGUGGUUUUUGACGGGAGUCCGCUGAAAGCGAUGCAGAGCGCGCACAGUCUCACCCCGCAGACUGCCCCGAGCACCCAGGAACUGUCCCAGGAGAUCAAGUCCUUCAUCAGCGGUGUGGAUGCCGUUCAGGGCCGGAAGCUCAGCGUCAGAGAGCACGCCCGCUGCGCCGUGCGGCUCCUGCGCUCCGUCCCGGCCUGUCGGGGGGCGGUCCUGGAGCAUCUGAGGGGGGUGUACGAUGAGCACGUGUCCGCCUUUCUGCACAACCUGGAGACGGAGGGUAACGCCGGCUCCGGGGUCAGCUCCAACCUGGAGGACAUCAUACAGGAGGUGCACGGCGUGCUCUCAGAGUUCAUCCGUCUCAACCCUCGAGCCUGGGCCCCCCUGGUGUCCUCCUGGGCCGUGGACCUGCUGGGCCAGCUGAGCAGCAAGCACGCCGGGCGCCGAGUGGCCCCCCACUCCUCCAGCCUCAACGAGCUGCUCCAGCUGUGGAUGUCAUGCGCCGCCACCCGCUCCCUCAUGGAGGCCUACUCCCAGUGCCUGGCGGCCAUGCUGGCCUGGUGCCCCGACGCCUGCGUGGACGCCCUGCUGGACACUUCGGUCCAGCACUCGCCUCAUUUCGACUGGGUGGUGGCUCACAUCGGCUCGGCCUUCCCCGGGACCAUCAUCAGCAGAGUGCUGGCCUGUGGGCUGAAGGACUUCUGCUCUCACGGUGCUAAAGACCAGGGGAUGCUGGUGAUGGGCGUGGAUAAGGGCAGCCGGGUGCCAAAGAUCGGUUCGGUGGUGGGGAUCCUGGGACAUCUCGCAGCUCACCACUCCGACAGCAUCCGGAAGGAGCUGCUCAGGAUGUUCCAGGAGAGUCUGACUCCGUCGAGUCCUCUCUCUCCCACUUCGUCCUCCAUUUCUUGGGAGAGUUCCCCUCAACUUCGGCGUGCCGCCGUUCCCUUCCUGCUGCAGCUGGCCGCCAUGUCCCCAGACCUCUUUGGGGCGGUGUCUGCGGAGCUGGUGGAGCUGUUGCGCCCCCCGGUGCUGCUCCAGCUGCAGGCUCUGCUACAGAGCCUCCCCAGAGAAGAGCUGGACAACAUGCUGGGGCUGGCCGUCCACCUCAUCAGCCAGAGCCCUUCGGGGGGCGCCCGGGUCCUCAGGUUUCUGGCGGACACAGCGACGCCGGCCUCGGUCAUCAUCUCUGGCCCCACGCCGUCGCCUCACGAGGGGGUCAGGGAAGGCUGCGACCGCCUCCUCCAGAUGCUGCUCCUCCACCUCCACAAGUUGGUCUUCAACCGCUCGGACGGGUCUGAGGUCGGCCCCCACAGCUCGGCCGCUUACCAGCCUCCCAGGGCCAUCCCCUUCCUGGAGGAGCUGCGCUCCCACGUGGGCCAGCUGUGCGCCGAGACCCUGCGCCUGGAGCGGAAGCGCCACCUCUGGCUGCACCAGCUGCUGUGCCUGCUGUCGGUGUACGGGGGUCCCAGCGUGGCCACCGAGACCCUCUGCCAGCUUCUCACCCAGGCCCGCAACCCCGAGGAGCUGGCGCUGGCCUGGCAGCUGCACACCACGCUCUCCUCCUGCAUGGCGGGGCUGGUUCCGGCCGCCGUGGCGCGCUGCGUGGCCCAGAUCCACACGCACACGCUGGGGCCGCGGCAGCUGAGGCAGCUGCUGCUCAACCUGGCGGCGGCCAUCCAGAGCCAGGACGAAGAGAGGAGGGGGGCCGCCGGGGCCCAGUCCUCCAUGGCCGUCCAGGUGGGCCUGGCCGUCUCGGGACACCUGCACGACUUCUGCCCUCUGCUGCUCCACGGCGACCCGGCCGUGUCCCACGCCGCCGCCCGCCUCCUGUCCAGCAGCCCGCUCCCCCGCGCCUCCUCCCCGGCCCACCUGCUCCUGCUCUCCCGCGCUGCCGUCACCCACUUCUUCCUGUCCCUGCGGCGGCGGGCGGAGGGCGGGGCGGUGGGCCGGGACGGGGGCCAGGCGGGCGAGGCGGUGAGCUGCUCGGUGCUGCUGCUGUGCCGCUUCGCCGCGUACUCGCCGCUCACGCUGAAGGCGGUGCUGCAGCAGCUGGUGGAGGGCGCGCUGCACCGGGGGAACGCCGACCUGUUCGGGGGCCAGAUCGCCGACAUGUCGGGCGCCCCCGUGCUUUCCCCCUCCGUGUCGCCCGACCUGGGGGCCUCUCUGCUGGACAUAAACUGCCGCUUCGGCACCACCGUCAACUUCUCCGGCAGCGUGUGGUCGGUGUUUCACGCGGGCGUGAUCGGCAAGGGGCUGAAGGCCCGCUCUGCCGCGCAGCUGCCCGACCCCUCAGGGGUGGUCCAGAACACCCAGACCUUGCUGGCUGUGAUCGUCCAGUGCUGCAGCUGCUCGGGCAUCAACGGCUCGCGGUCCCCGUCCGACCCCGACGAGCCGCUGCCCAUCAACGCCGAGGCCGCCAAGGUGGUGGCCGUCACGCUGGUGGAGAGCGUCUGCUCCGACGUGGCCAACGGGGAGCUGUCCUGGCCCCCCGAGGAGCACGCCCGCACCACCGUGGAGCGGGACAUCCACAUCCGGCGCUGCUUCGAGGCCCACCCGGUGCUCUUCCCCCUGCUGCAGGUGGUGGCGGCCGGACGGCCGGCGCUCUGCUACUGCUCGGCCGUGCUCCGGGGCCUCCUGGCCACCCUGCUGGCCCACUGGGAGGCGUCGCGCGAGGCGUGCUCCACGGACUCCCCGUGGCACCUGCAGGCCUCCUGCCUCCUGGUGUCCUGCAUGGGGGAGGGCCAGCUCCUGCCCCCGGUGCUGGCCAACGUCCACGAAGCCUUCGCGCACCUGACUCCCUUCGAGGUGAGGCUCCUGCUGCUGGCCGUGUGGGAGUACGUGCGGGCGAACGGGCCCCUGCCGCAGAAGUUUGCCUUCAGUUCGGAGAAGGGCGUGUUCUGCCGGGACUUCUCCCGGGACGGAGACGUGGCCAGAUACGUGGCGCCCAUUCACAGCGUCCUCCACAAAAACAUCGACAGACUGGGGCACCUCUGCUGGCGGUUCCAGCUCUGAGCACGUCGAUGGGAAAUAACACGGCCACAGUUGCGUUUCAUGAAAUUAGAGCUGCAUCUGCUUUUGUUUGAACUUUUGUACUGUAUUUUCAGACUAGACACAUUUCCAACUAGUGACAAAGUGAAGAGAAAUGGCACAUCGGUAUAUUAUGUUAAUAUAUUUGCUCUCCAAGUAGAGACGUAAAAGUGUCAUUUUGGUUUAAAAGUGCAACUAAAAUCCUGUGUAGAUUAUUUUCUAUGUUUUUCGGGUUGUUUGUGUUGUAAAACUGCACUUAAAAACACGCCUUUCAUCUCUGGUGUUAAUGAAAUUGUUAAAACAACUAUACAAAAUAAAUUCCCUUUUUUGUCAGAA
Messenger RNA from Menidia menidia (Atlantic silverside), 3576 nucleotides. The record is from the annotation of a GenBank genome assembly. NCBI's taxonomy places the organism in Eukaryota, Metazoa, Chordata, Actinopteri, Atheriniformes, Atherinopsidae.